AUGGAGGAUCCACAACUUCUGGAGGUGUUUCACGUCCCUCUGGAAGAGCGACGCUAUAAGGACAACAGCCAGUUUGGAGAAGGCGAUGAGGCCAAAGUCUGUGUGGACAUCAUGCAGAAGACGGGGGCUCAUAUUGAGCUUUCCUUGGCCAAGGACCAGGGCCUGUCCAUCAUGGUGACUGGCAAACUGGACUCUGUGAUGAAAGCACGGAAGGAAAUUGUCGCUCGGCUUCAGACCCAGAAGCGCAAGACCACCACCAUCUCCGUGGAGGUAAAGAAGUCCCAGCACAAGUACAUCAUCGGCCCGAAAGGAAACACCUUGCAGGAAAUCCUAGAUACCACUGGAGUCUCGGUGGAGAUGCCGCCCCUUGAAAGCAGCUCGGAGACCAUCAUUCUGCGUGGAGAGCCGGACAAACUGGGGCCAGCCCUAACUCAGGUCUAUGCCAAGGCGAAGAGUGUGAUGGUAGCUGAAGUAAUGGCCCCAGCCUGGUUACAUCGUUUUAUAAUUGGGAAGAAAGGACAGAAUAUUGGCAGGAUCACCCAGCAACUCCCCAAGGUCCACAUUGAAUUCACGGACGGCGAUGAGAAGAUCACUCUGGAAGGACCCACCGAGGAGGUGGAAUUGGCCCAAAGCCAGAUUCAGGAAAUCAUUCGGGACCUGCUCAGACGGAUGGACUACACCGAAGUGCUUAUUGACCAGAGAUUUCAUCGCCAUCUGAUUGGGAAAAACGGAGCUAACAUCAACCGCAUCAAGGAACAACACAAAGUCUCAGUCCGCAUUCCUCCUGACAGCGAGAAGAGCAACUUGAUCCGGAUCGAAGGAGACCCCCAAGGGGUACAGCUGGCUCGUAAGGAGCUCCUGGAAAUGGCGGCCCGGAUGGAAAACGAACGCACCAAGGAUCUGAUAAUUGAACAGCGCUUUCAUCGGACCAUCAUUGGGCAAAAAGGCGAGAAAAUCAAGGAGGUCCGGGACAAGUUUCCAGAAGUGAUCAUCAAUUUCCCCGACCCGUCACAGAAGAGCGACAUUGUACAGUUGCGUGGCCCCAAAAACGAGGUGGAGAAAUGUGGAAAGUACCUACAAAAAGUCAUCGCAGAGCUGAUCGAAAACAGUUUUUCCAUCCCGGUUCCCAUUUUCAAGCAAUUCCACAAGAACAUCAUUGGGAAAGGAGGCGCCAAUAUCAAAAAGAUUCGAGAGGAAACCAAUACCAAGAUUGACCUCCCUACAGAAAACAGCAAUUCUGAAGUGAUCCUGAUCACCGGGAAGAAGGCCAAUUGUGAGGACGCUCGGGAUCGUAUCUUGGCCAUCCAGAGAGAGCUGGCUAACAUCAAGGAAGUGGAGAUCUCCAUCCCAGCCAAACUGCACAAUUCGCUGAUUGGGGCCAAGGGGCGGCUGGUGCGCUCGAUCAUGGAGGAAUGUGGCGGGGUGCACAUCCAUUUCCCUUCCGAAGGCUCGGGCAGCGAGAAAGUCACCAUCCGAGGGCCCGGCGAAGAGGUGGAAAGAGCAAAGCGCCAGUUGCUGCAUCUUGCCGAGGAAAAGCAAAUCAACAACCACUCAGUGGAACUGCACGCUAAGCCAGACUACCACAAGUUCCUGAUUGGGCGUGGAGGUGCUAAUAUCCGCAAAGUUAGGGACCGCACCGGAGCCCGGAUCAUCUUCCCCACCCCUGAGGAUAAGGACCAGGAUGUUAUCACCAUUGUGGGCAAGGAAGACGCCGUACGGCAGGCCCAGCAAGAACUGGAGAGCCUCAUUCGUAACUUGGAUAAUGUCAUUGAAGACUCGAUGGUGGUGGAUCCCAAGUACCACCGCCAUUUUGUGGCCCGUCGGGGACAUGUGCUGCGGGAGAUUGCAGAAGAGUACGGUGGGGUCACUGUGAGUUUCCCCCGGACAGGUGUCCAGAGUGAUCGCGUGACGCUCAAGGGAGCCAAGGAUUGUGUGGAGGCGGCCAAGAAGCGCAUCCUGGAGAUCAUCGGUGACCUGGUAGGUCAUGCUGUACCUCUGGAUUGCAGUUCAGAAGCACAGUCUCAGGAAAACGGCGAUGUGACGCCCGAACUGGACACGGGUCCUCGCAAAUGUGACAUCAUCCUCAUUUCCGGGCGCAAGGAGAAGUGUGAGGCUGCCCGAUCAGCUUUGCUGGCUCUGGUACCCAUCACCAUGGAUGUUGACGUUCCCUUUGAUCUGCACCGCUACAUCAUUCGGCAGAAGGGAGCUGGCAUUCGCAAGAUGAUGGAAGAAUACGAGGUGACUAUCUCCGUACCGCAGCCAGAGCAGCAGUCCGAUAUCAUCAAGGUCACUGGCUUGGUCCCCAACGUGGAGCGAGCCAAGGCCGGCCUCCUGGACAGGGUCAGAGAGCUGCAGGCUGAGCAAGAAGAUCGGGCCCUGCGAGGGUUCAAGCUGACGGCGAGCGUGGAGCCCAAGUACCAUCCCAAGAUCAUCGGCAAAAAGGGGGCUGUCAUUUCCCAGAUCCGCAAGGACCACGAUGUCACUGUCCAGUUCCCCGACAAAGGGGAUGAGCAUCAGGACCUCAUCACGAUCACCGGCUAUAAGAAAAACACCGAGGCUGCCCGAGAUGCCAUCUUGAAAAUCGUGGCGGAUCUUGAGGAGAUGGUCAGCGAAGAUGUCCGCCUGGAUCACAGAGUCCAUGCCCGCAUCAUCGGUGGGAGAGGCAAAGCUAUCCGCAAGCUCAUGGAGGAAUUCCGGGUGGAUAUCCGCUUCCCGCAGCCGGGUUCCAGUGACCCGGACAGAGUCACCGUGACGGGGCUGCCUGAGAACGUGGACGAUGCCAUUGACCACAUGCUUAACCUGGAAGAGGAAUAUAUGAUGGAUGUGGUGGAAACGGAAACCAUGGCUGCAUAUAUGAAGCCCCCCUCCCGCUUGGAAGAGGAGCCUCGGGGCCCUGCCAAGGGCUUUGUAGUGCGUGACGCUCCCUGGAACGCUUCUGGGAACAAGGCCCCCGACGUGAGCAGCGCCGAAGAGUUCCCCAUUUUUGGCACCGGCGUGGUCCCUAAGCAGGCAUCGGUUUGGGGCCCUAAGAAGUUUUGAGGUCAGGGACCACCACCAUGGCUGGCUCUCCGGGCAAGGCCUCGUAGGGCAGGGGGGGGGCUCCGUGGCACCCUCAGCUUCCUGCCGCCAGCUGCCUCUUGCUGUCCAAGAC
Messenger RNA from Protobothrops mucrosquamatus (brown spotted pit viper), 3151 nucleotides. Its product is annotated as vigilin-like. Lineage: Eukaryota; Metazoa; Chordata; Lepidosauria; Squamata; Viperidae. The record is from RefSeq and is a predicted model, not a curated record. Bases 1 to 3039 code for a protein of 1012 amino acids. Gene Ontology annotation, cellular component: cytoplasm; nucleus. Gene Ontology annotation, molecular function: mRNA binding. The transcript is spliced from 22 exons.